Molecule: messenger RNA, 561 nt
Organism: Aspergillus nomiae NRRL 13137
Lineage: Eukaryota; Fungi; Ascomycota; Eurotiomycetes; Eurotiales; Aspergillaceae
Exons: 2
Coding region: 1-561 (186 amino acids)
Source: RefSeq, a predicted model, not a curated record
AUGCGACACUUACGGUACGUUCCUCUGCUCGCUACCAGUAUUGCUAUGGGAACAGAGGUCAUUGCCUUGAGAGGCCCACCAGCCAAUAUCCGAGGUUUACGGGAGCAGAGGUCCACAAUGAAUCACCCAAGUAUCAUAUUCGAGGGGACGGCCUCCCCGAACAGCUUGGCCUUUCAUCCACCACUGGCCUCAGACCAGAUACGCUCAAUACUAGUGGCCAGAGCACUUGUCGGGUUGCUCAAUUCCCCGUUAUCCAGUAUUCUGGCCAAACACUCGCAGAGUGCAAGCAUUGCCACAGAGUCCUCGAUUAGCCACAACAAAACCACGCACGGUUCAUCGAAUAUGGAAUUGUAUUUGGGAUCGCCAGGUGUAGCGUAUCCCACGGGGCUACUGUCAGAAGGAAGCCAACGGAUUACUAGCACUAUCACUGCAAAUGGUGCUGAGGCAACAGAUAAUGCUUAUAGUUCAAUGUCAACAGAUAUGACGCCCCAAGGAACAGAGGCCAUGCUGGGACGCCUGCUGACAGCUUUGAGGACCCUAGGGGCGUUGAUGCUCAUGUAA